Molecule: messenger RNA, 751 nt
Organism: Galdieria sulphuraria
Lineage: Eukaryota; Rhodophyta; Bangiophyceae; Galdieriales; Galdieriaceae
Product: 60S ribosomal protein L17e
Exons: 3
Coding region: 94-654 (186 amino acids)
Biological process (GO): cytoplasmic translation
Cellular component (GO): cytosolic large ribosomal subunit; ribosome
Molecular function (GO): structural constituent of ribosome
Source: RefSeq, a predicted model, not a curated record
ACCCUCAUUUCCCUUCCUUUCUCUUUUCCAUUUCGCCGUCGUUGGUCUUUUUGUAGUAAGGAUUUUGAGAGGAGGAUUGUUAAGAAGAGGACGAUGACCAGAUAUUCAAAGCAACCAGAUAAUCCUACUAAAACUUGCAAAGCGCGUGCUUCCGAUAUUCGAGUGCACUUUAAAAACACACGAGAGACGGGACGUGCGUUAAAGGGCAUGAGUUUACAAAGAGCAAAGACUUAUUUGAAAAAUGUGAUCGAAAAGAAAGAGAUAGUUCCCUUUGUACGAUAUCGUUAUGGUGUUGGCAGAAAAGCUCAAGCUAAACAACACGGAUUUCCUAACGGAAGAUGGCCUAAGAAGAGUGCUUUGGUGUUUUUGGACUUGUUGAAAAAUGCAGAGUCUAAUGCGGAAGUGAAAGGAUUGAAUGUUGAUGCGCUUUAUAUCUCCCAUCUUCAAGUGAAUCAGGCUAUCAAAGGUAGAAGAAGAACUUAUCGUGCUCAUGGUAGAGUCAAUCCGUUCAUGUCUCAUCCUUGUCACAUUGAAAUAUUUUUGACCGAGAAAGAGGAAAAAGUACCUCGUAGUAAAACUUCCGUUGUAGCCAGUGGAAAGAAAGGUACUAGAGGAGUACGACGUCAAGCAUUGACUAGCAGUGGUAGUAUCUAAAUAUAUAAAAGAAUGGUACAAUUCAUUUCCUCGGUAUUCAUAUAUAUAUAUAUUUAUAUAGAAAUUGCUCUUUUUGUCAGCAAGAUUUCCCAUCCCC